AUGAGUCGCCGAAACGACUCCGGGCUUCCUGCCAACCAGCCCAAUCUUCGAGUGACGAUUAUCGCCGCGGACGGUCUUUACAAACGCGAUGUAUUUCGCUUUCCCGACCCGUUCGCCGUCGCUACCAUCAGUGGCGAACAGACGCAGACAACCGCUGUUUCCAAGAGGACUCUCUGCCCCUAUUGGAACGAGAGCUUCGACUUCAAAGUAAACGAGGACAGCAUCUUGGCGGUUCAAGUCUUUGACCAAAAGAAGUUCAAGAAGAAGGACCAAGGCUUCCUGGGUGUUAUCAACAUUCGCAUUGGCGAUGUGAUCGAGCUUGCUCCGGACGCUGAUGACCAGAUGCUUACCAGAGAUCUGAAGAAGUCGACCGAUAAUCUCGUCGUCCAUGGCAAACUGAUAAUCAACUUAUCUACGAACCUGUCCAGCCCGCCAAGAGGGCAGGCGGCAAAUAACCGUCCCUCGCUGGCUAGCCCACACCCUUCCGCUGCAGGGUCGCUCAACCCCGAUCGCUCGUCCGAACGACCGACCUCGGCCAUGGGAACCCCCAGUGGCAGCGCAAACGGCAACCCGGCGAAUCUUCCGCAUCGACCCGCCAGUAUGACCGCGCCGUCCUCGUCGCAGCCAGCCCCGAAUGGUGCCGCCCAGCAACGUGGGAAUAGCACAUUGAGCCCGUUCGAGGAUGCACAAGGUCGUCUCCCACCUGGCUGGGAGCGCCGAGAAGACAAUCUGGGCCGUACUUACUACGUUGACCAUAACACGCGAACAACGAGUUGGAACAGACCCAGCGCCAGCGGGGCGGUUAACACGGCGAGACAAGAGGAGUCUACACAAGUCGAGCGACAGAGACAUCAGAACCGGACGCUGCCUGAAGAUAGAACAGGUUCUAGCUCCCCUACCCUGCAGGCUCAGCAGGCGGCGCAGAGUGCGAAUGCGCAGACAAUGAUGCACACUGGGGCCACGAGCCCCGGCACGGGCGAACUCCCUCCUGGGUGGGAGCAGCGUUUUACGCCCGAAGGGCGGCCCUACUUUGUUGACCACAACACCAGGACCACGACAUGGGUUGAUCCUAGGAGGCAGCAAUACAUUAGGAUGUAUGGCGGCCAAAACAACGCCAGUGGGACCAUUCAGCAGCAGCCCGUGUCUCAACUGGGUCCCCUUCCAAGCGGGUGGGAAAUGCGGCUUACGAACACUGCUCGGGUCUAUUUCGUCGAUCACAACACCAAAACGACGACUUGGGACGAUCCACGUUUGCCGUCUUCGUUGGAUCAAAAUGUGCCGCAGUACAAGCGCGACUUCCGGCGCAAACUCAUCUACUUCCGGUCCCAACCCGCCAUGCGAAUACUCUCCGGGCAAUGCCAUAUCAAGAUUCGCCGAUCACAUAUCUUCGAGGAUUCCUUCGCCGAAAUUUCGCGCCAGUCUGCUACUGACCUGAAGAAGCGACUUAUGAUCAAGUUUGAUGGCGAGGAUGGUCUUGACUAUGGCGGCCUGUCCCGAGAGUUCUUCUUCCUUCUCUCUCACGAGAUGUUCAAUCCCUUCUACUGCCUAUUCGAGUACUCGGCACACGACAAUUACACCCUUCAAAUCAACCCUCACUCAGGCAUCAACCCUGAGCAUCUUAAUUACUUCAAGUUCAUCGGCCGUGUGGUGGGCCUGGCCAUCUUCCACAGGCGUUUCCUCGAUGCAUUCUUCAUCGGCGCGUUAUACAAGAUGAUUCUCGGCAAGUCUGUGGUUUUGGCAGACAUGGAGGGCGUGGAUGCGGACUUCCACAGGUCUCUCCAGUGGAUGCUGGACAACGAUAUUUCUGGUGGCAUAUUGGAACAGACCUUUUCCACGGAAGACGAACGUUUCGGUGUCAUUACCGUCGAGGACCUUAUUCCAGGUGGCCGCGAUAUCGACGUCACCAAUGACAACAAGAAGGAGUAUGUUGAUUUGAUGGUCAAAUGGCGCAUUGAGAAACGUAUCGCGGAGCAAUUCCAGGCCUUCAGAGAGGGGUUCCAUGAGCUCAUCCCUCAAGACCUCAUCAAUGUCUUUGAUGAGCGUGAGCUCGAGCUGCUCAUUGGAGGUAUCGCUGAGAUCGACGUGGAUGAUUGGAAGAAGCAUACCGACUACCGUGGAUACACGGAAAGUGACGAGGUGAUUCAGUUCUUCUGGCAGACGGUGCGCAGCUGGGAUGGAGAGCAGAAGAGUCGACUCCUGCAGUUCACGACUGGCACAUCGAGGAUCCCAGUCAACGGUUUCAAGGACCUGCAAGGCAGCGAUGGUCCGCGUAGAUUUACUAUCGAGAAGGCAGGUGAGGUCAACAACCUGCCGAAGGCCCACACUUGUUUCAACCGCUUGGACUUGCCGCCAUACAAGUCUCUUGAGCAGUUACAGCAGAAACUCACCAUCGCGGUCGAAGAGACCAUGGGUUUCGGACAAGAAUAA
Molecule: messenger RNA, 2427 nt
Organism: Diaporthe citri
Lineage: Eukaryota; Fungi; Ascomycota; Sordariomycetes; Diaporthales; Diaporthaceae
Exons: 7
Coding region: 1-2427 (808 amino acids)
Biological process (GO): ubiquitin-dependent protein catabolic process
Molecular function (GO): ubiquitin protein ligase activity; protein binding
Source: RefSeq, a predicted model, not a curated record